Messenger RNA from Lates calcarifer (barramundi perch), 4041 nucleotides. Its product is annotated as serine/threonine-protein kinase/endoribonuclease IRE1. Gene Ontology annotation, biological process: IRE1-mediated unfolded protein response; intrinsic apoptotic signaling pathway in response to endoplasmic reticulum stress; protein phosphorylation. Gene Ontology annotation, molecular function: ATP binding; protein serine/threonine kinase activity; RNA endonuclease activity. The transcript has 7 exons. Bases 57 to 2966 code for a protein of 969 amino acids. Gene Ontology annotation, cellular component: IRE1-TRAF2-ASK1 complex. The record is from RefSeq and is a predicted model, not a curated record. Lineage: Eukaryota; Metazoa; Chordata; Actinopteri; Centropomidae.
CCUGUGGAGAUUCAACCCAUCCCUCCUCCUGAACACAAUACAGUCUAUUUCCGUGAAUGGGAGGAGCAAGACAGAGAGGCAGAGCCCGAGCGAAGGCGAUGUACAGCAGCACAGGAAGUUACGUUUUGAAAGAUAAAGUUGAUGCUACACGGGACACUCCACCUCGACACUGUAAUAUGAAGCAAAUGCAUAAAAUGAAUAAAUCUGCAAAAGCGACUCUUUUCACAUUCCCACCAAGUCAAACACAUCCUAUAAUACAGUGUAUAAUUGACAGUAACAUCAAGGAGCUCAAAAAAUUACUGAAGAACAAUGACAUUAAUCAAGUCUUCCCAUGCAGAGAGUGUGGUGAUUAUAUAACUCCACUGAUUGCUGCUGUUGUAAAUCACAACAGGGAUAUUUGCACCUACCUUCUGCGUCAGGGUGUGGACCCAAAUACUCCUUCCCAAAAUGGCUGGACACCUUUGCAUUAUGUCUCACUAUCCAAAGCACCACCUGUUUUUGUCAAGAAACUGCUUGAAGCAAAAGCUAAUCCAAAUGGAUGGACGCCCCCGGAACUACAGCCAUUCACACCACUGCAAACUGCUGCCAUCCAUGACAGAGAAGAUGUAAUCAAAGAGCUCCUCUCUGCUGGUGCAAUUGUAACAUUAUUUCCUGUUACUGAUCCUGAACAUCUGAUUAACAAUGAAAAAAUAUCUCAGAUGAUUCAAAACUUGGCAUCCAGUGGAGAUGAACUUGCCUCAAAAAUCAGAUGUUUUUUGGAUUUGGAAAUUGCUGUGAUGCAACAGAAACCACCAGAAGAAGUCUUCAGGAGUUUUGACAGUCACAUGCUACAGGAGGAUCCUCAGAUACAUCUGACCAUAAUUGAAAUGCUCUUUACUGUAACUGGGCCAAAUCAAGAAAAAUACAGCCAGGGAAGCAUUAAAUGGCUGAAGGACAAUGGAAGUCUGAACUCCUACAUUGCAGGGGCAGUGAGUCGCUUUCCAAACAUUCGCCAGCAGCAUGUAUAUAGGACAAUAAUUACUUUACAUGCAGUUUUCUGCACAAUGGAUGAGGUACCAACUGAGCAAGCACUAGCUAUAAUCCCCCUGCUACUGGAAAGACUUUGCUCAAAAGGGAGACCUGAUAUUUGGGAAGCUGUUCAGCAGACACUGUAUGUGGUAACACAGAAAACAAAAGGUACAAAUGACUGGCAUCCCAGUUUUAUUGAGAAGUUAUGUAAGACAGUUGCUCCUUUUGUGAAGGGCCAGUACUCUUCUGACUUUAGAGUCUACACAUAUGGCAUAUUUGCAAACUUACUUUCAGUUGAACAUGCUGUGAACAUCUUUCCAUCAGUGGGGAUAAGUUCAGUGCCUGAGGACAUACUGACAUCUGCAGAUAUGAAAAUGAAUGACAAGCUGAAAGAAGCACUCAGACGACUGAAAAAUCAUUUCAGCAAACCAAAUAUGGAAUGUGAAAAUGGUGCAGCCUUAUCUGACUCCAGGAAAAAGAAGAAAAAGAAGAAGAAGAAGAAGGAGAAGUCAGAAAAGCAUGAAGACCCAAAUGAUGAGGUUUGCAGUGCUUCAACUGAUCCACCAGCAGCUCCUGUUGUGGAAUCAACCUCAAAUGUAAAGCCAUUUGACUUCAACCCCUCUAAAUCAUCAGUAACACCUGUAUGGCUACAAAUCAGCAAAAGAUGGAAGGAGAAAUUAGAAAAGCUUGUGAGCACUGAUGGAAGUAAACUCACCAGAAUUCGGAGCAUUGUUUAUGUAAAUGAUGCAGAUUUCCGCAUAGCGCAGGGAAGUGAUGGUACUGAAGUCUUUUUGGGGCUGAGAGAUGAUGGCACUGAAGUUGCAAUUAAGAGAAUGUCUAAGAGCAACUAUCGAGUGCUGAAGAAUGAGGAGGGACUUCUACGGCUUCCUGAGCUUGAUGAUCAAUCUAUUGUACGGUACAUCGACUUUGCAGAGGAUGAGAACUUUGGAUACCUUUGUCUUCAACUUUGUGAAUACACCUUGGAAGAAUAUAUCGGAAAAAUUGAUGACAGUCUUCUGAGAAAGGAACUUGUCAGCCAGUUUCUUAACAGUUUAAAGGUGCUUCAUUGUCAAAAUCCUCAAAUUCUCCACCGGGAUCUCAAACCACAAAAUGUUUUGAUCGAUGUGACUGGAAGAGCAAAAUUAGCUGAUUUUGGCAUAAGUCGACGCUUACCCAAAGACCAAACAACUCAUCACACACGUGGUGCAGGAACAGAAGGCUGGAGGGCCAAGGAGACUUUAGAAGAAGAAAAUGAUGUAGGAUACAAGUGGAGCACUGAUAUACAGGUGGCAGGGAUGCUGAUUUAUUAUAUCCUGUCUGGAGGACACCAUCCAUUUGGUAAACCCUAUGAACGUAUGUACAACAUUCAUGAAGGGAGGUACAGUCUGAACAAUGUUCAAGAUGUGGUGGCAAAGGAUCUCAUUGAGUGGAUGAUCAACAAAGAUCCAAAGAACAGACCUAAGGUGGAAGAAUGCUUGAGCCAUCCCUUCUUCUGGACCAGAGAAAGGAGAGUCGAAUACUUGAGAAGGGUUGGAAACAGGAAAGAGGUGGCAGCUCGUCAUAAUCCAAACCAGGAAUUAAUUUCUUCACUGGAAAAAUGUGCUGGGGAUGUAUCCUACAGUCAGUGGAAAGAUAAGUUUCCACCAGAGUUGAUCCAGAGGGCAGAUGACAAGAAGAAACCCUACCCUGAGAACAUACUGGGAUUACUACGCUUCAUGCGAAACCUCCAAGAGCACUAUGCCGAGGAAGCAGCCAAAGUUGAUCUGAUGUUAUGGUUUCCUGAUCUGUUUGGCUGUGUUUACAAGUUUGCCAAAAACCAAGGGUGGAAUUCUGAGAUUUCCCUGAAGGAAAUGUUUAAAAGAGAAGACAUCACCACCAGCUUUGUAAUGCUGCCUACAAACCUUGAGGAACACCUAUGUGUCCCAAUUCAAGAGUCUCAACCCAGUGACUUGAAGUGAAGUUGGAUUCAAAAAGGAUUAAGGACUUCAAAAAAUGACUUCAAAGUCAGAAAAAAAAGCAUUUCUAGUGUAAUGGUUAUUAACAUGGCCCAUAGCAAGACUGCACUAAAGGUCAUUAUUUCAAGACUAUGAAUGUUCAACAUAUUUUCAACAGACAUUUUUUGUGACUUAUGUAUCUCUGUUUUAUGAUUUGUAUUUCUAUUUUGUGACAUUUUAUACUUUAUCUCAAGUACAAUCUGUAUAAGUAACCAUACUUUUAUUUUUCCAUUUUUAUCAUACUGUAAAUAGUCAGUGGCAUUGUAAGGUGGGGACCAAUGAAAGUAAGUAUGGGUCCCCCCAUGGGAAGGACCUUCAAAAAGAUUGUAAUUAAAACUUUGGCUGGAGAAAUAGUUUGUCUGAUUUUAUUCAUUUUAUUUAAAACAACAUUUGAGCAUCUUGGCAGCCUUCUGCUCCUCUGAAAAAGUGCACAUGGUUUAGUUCACUCUUUCGGUAGGGUGGACAAAAAUAGUUUGUCUCUAGAUGCGGUAGUGCACUAAUGCUGAGGGGUUGAGGUAAAGCUGUCAGCAUUAUCAUUCUUAGCCAAAAUUAAAUUUGUGUAUGGGCUUUAAUUUGGGUGAAAAAGAUUUUGGCUUGUGAGGUGAUGCUCACAAAUCAUUCCAAUGUUUGUAGUUGUAAAUUAACUAUCCUAAGGUACUUGUGUAGAAAAGAUGCAAGCCCAUAUUUAUGUAGCGCACUUGUUACCCUGACAAACAAUGAUGUGGGCUGCCCAGUUUGGACUCGCUUAAAAACAUAGAAUUUCAUGGGGUAAACUUUGUGCUGGUUCCUCAUUCAGUGGCAGACUUUGCCUCACCACAAGAGGGCAGCAUUUCAACACAUACAAGACAAACAUUUUUAUAUCCUGUUGACAGUUGUAAACAUGCUGUAUGAGUGAAACAUGCAUUUCUAGAAAGUAAGAUGUCACUAUAUGUUUGUUUUAAGUUAUAGUGUAAAAUUAUUGAGUUUUUAAAUUCUAAAAAUGUACUUGGCCGUGUGCUGUCUUCAUAAGAGUACCACAAAUAAACACAGGUCUUCUUUA